CCCGGUUCCGGUUCCGGUCUCGGUGCGGCACCGGGGGUCCGGGGGGCUCGGGGUGUCCCGAGGGGUCCCGGCGGGACCGCGGAGCCGCCAUGGCCGGGAGCCGCACGCAGAGGAUCGGCAGCGUGUUCAGCCGGACGCGGGACCUGCUGCGCAUCGGGAUCAUCAAGAAGCCGCUGUGGUUCGACGUGUACGCGGCGUUCCCGCCGCUGCGGGAGCCCGUGCACCGCGCGGUGCGGCCGCGCUACGGGCAGAACGUGGACCCGGUCGCGCCCGUGUUCUACCGCGAGGAUGAAGUGCGGGCGAGAUUUUACAGAGUUUAUGGCAGUGGUCCAAGGCCUUUCGACCUGACACAGUUAAACUUCAAAUCUACCUGCCAGAGGUUUGUUGAGAAAUACAAUGAGCUGAAGGAAGAAGGGAAAAUUGAAGAGGAGAAAUUGUUUGAAGAAACAGGAAAAGCCCUUCUAGCCAGUGGGAUCAUUUUACAGAGAAGAGCAACAGAUAAAGUGGCACAGCAGGAGCACCAGGGAUCUGCUGGAACCAGGGAUCCUGCCUUACACCAGCAGCUCCAAACCGUGCUGGAGGAGCUGCAGGAGAAGAGGAAGGGUGGGGAGGAGCAGACACCAGAGCUGGCAGGGACACAGAAGGAGGGACACACUCCUUCCUGACAGCUCUGCUGCCCUGGACUCUGCUGCCCUGUGCCCUGGCUGUCACCUGCCAGGAUCCAGCCUCCACACCUGGCACUUUGGGACAUUUCCUUGGGGGGAAUCCAGCUCUGGUGCUCCCCAGACUCAUGAGUGUGACACAUUUUCCUCCAUCCUUCUCCUCAGGGAUGAAAUUGGAGAUGAUAUUUUUUUUUUUUAAGGUUCAAGGCUGUUAUCUCAAAGUGUGAGUUGGAAAAUAAGAGUGGAAAAUAAACCAUUUUCUUUCAAAGUUGGAAGUUCUACCUGUUCAGGUGUCUUGUUUGCAGCAGUAAAGAUGUUUCCUGCUGUGGAAGUGGCAGGUCCUGUUUGAUGCAUCCCAGCAGCUGCCUCAAGUGUCAUCUUUUUAUAGCUCACUGAGGAAAGUUGCUCCUUAUAGAAAUGGAAUAAUGUGCUCUUCCCAUUCCAUCAUUUGCUUAAAUUCAGAGUGGGAUAAAGUGUGGCAAUACCAGAUAAUAGGGACCUCUGUGGUUUUUUAGUGACUCCUCAUGAAAUUGGUCACCUCUGAAGACUGAAAACGGGGUGUCCCAGCUGUUUGCUGGGAGAAAGGUGAUGCUGCUGCACAAAGUCACAGAAGUGUGGCGUGGAGCAACAUAAGGAAAUAACAGCUAAUCUUCCUGGGAUUAGAACAGAGUUCUUCCCGUGCCUGCAAACUCCAGGCUGAGCUUUCAUUAAACAUUUUGGGCUGUAUGAAAAACAAA
Lepidothrix coronata (blue-crowned manakin) is the source of this 1399-nucleotide messenger RNA. It is a transcript of the gene MRPS23, whose product is annotated as mitochondrial ribosomal protein S23. Gene Ontology annotation, cellular component: ribosome; mitochondrion. The coding region runs from base 90 to 665 and encodes 191 amino acids. Gene Ontology annotation, molecular function: structural constituent of ribosome. NCBI's taxonomy places the organism in Eukaryota, Metazoa, Chordata, Aves, Passeriformes, Pipridae. The record is from RefSeq and is a predicted model, not a curated record. Gene Ontology annotation, biological process: translation. The transcript has 5 exons.